CUCUCUGCCUACGUGGGAGAGAAGAGAGGGUUGGGGGAAGUGUGGAAAACCUGAACCCCAGCCGCUGUAGCUUGAGGAAGAUUUGGUGGGAGAAGUAGAGGGGGGAAAAACAGGUUGGAGGUGAGGUGAGGAGGGCAAACAAAUCGUUGCUAUCCGGCGACACAAAGUUCUUCGCGAUGUGGCUAAAGCCUGAGGAAGUGCUUCUGAAAAAUGCGCUGAAGCUGUGGCUGAUGGAAAGGUCCAACGACUACUUCGUGCUGCAGCGGCGUCGAGGCUAUGGGGAGGAAGGCGGAGGUGGGCUCACAGGUCUUCUGGUGGGAACUCUUGACUCAGUUUUGGACUCUACUGCUAAAGUGGCUCCCUUUCGUAUCCUGCACCAGACACCAGAUUCUCAAGUUUAUUUGUCAAUUGCAUGUGGAGCCAACAGAGAAGAAAUAACCAAACAUUGGGAUUGGUUGGAACAGAAUAUCAUGAAGACCUUAUCUGUGUUUGACUCAAAUGAAGAUAUUACUAAUUUUGUACAAGGAAAGAUAAGAGGAUUAAUUGCCGAAGAGGGAAAACAUUCUUUUGCAAAAGAAGAUGAUCCUGAAAAAUUUCGAGAAGCCCUUUUGAAAUUUGAAAAGUCAUUUGGUUUACCAGAGCAGGAAAAAUUAGUGACCUAUUACUCAUGCAGUUAUUGGAAAGGACGGGUUCCUUGUCAGGGUUGGCUCUAUCUUAGUACCAACUUUCUGAGCUUCUAUUCCUUUUUGUUGGGAUCAGAAAUAAAACUCAUUAUCUCCUGGGAUGCAGUCUCAAAGCUUGAAAAGACUUCAAAUGUCAUAUUGACAGAGAGUAUUCAUGUGUGUUCCCAAGGGGAGGAUUACUACUUUUCAAUGUUUUUGCACAUUAACCAGACAUACCUUCUUAUGGAACAAUUGGCAAACUAUGCGAUAAGGAGACUUUUUGAUAAGGAAACAUUUGAUAAUGACCCAAUCCUUGAUGACCCUCUACAAAUUACUAAAAGAGGUUUGGAAAACCGAGCCCACAGUGAGCAAUUUAUUGCCUUUUUUCGGCUGCCAAAAGAAGAAACAUUAAAAGAAGUACAUGAGUGUUUCUUAUGGGUACCAUUCAGCCACUUCAAUACUCAUGGAAAAAUGUGCAUCUCAGAAAACUAUAUCUGCUUUGCUAGCCAGGAUGGCAGUCUGUGUAGUGUAAUCAUUCCAUUACGAGAGGUCUUAGCUGUAGAUAAGAUAAAUGAUUCCAGCAAAUCUGUCAUCAUUAGCAUCAAAGGAAAAACAGCUUUCCGCUUUAGUGAAGUUAAAGACUCGGAGCAGCUGGUGACAAAGCUCAGGCUCAAGUGUGGCACAGCUUCAGCUCAGUCUGAUAUUAGCACAGAGGUUGCUAUUACUUCUGACUCUACAGGUCAAUCUGAGAAUUUUGAGGUACAGUCUUUGACAUGUCAGAAAGAAUGCAGUAAAACUGUGAACACAGAAGCCUUAAUGACAGUAUUUCACCCUCAGAAUUUGGAGAAUCUUAAUUCUAAAAUGUUGAAAGAAAAGAUGAAGGAACAGUCAUGGAACAUCCUAUUUUCAGAAUGUGGCCGUGGUGUUAGCAUGUUUCGGACCAAAAAGACUCGCGAUCUGGUUGUACGAGGGAUUCCAGAGACCUUAAGAGGAGAGCUCUGGAUGCUUUUUUCAGGUGCUGUUAAUGACAUGGCUACUAAUCCUGGCUAUUAUGCUGAAGUGGUUGAAAAGUCCUUAGGGACCUGCAACUUGGCCACUGAAGAAAUUGAACGUGAUUUGCGUCGCUCUCUCCCUGAGCACCCAGCAUUUCAGAGUGACACUGGCAUAUCUGCUCUGAGGCGGGUACUCACUGCUUAUGCAUAUAGGAAUCCCAAAAUUGGAUAUUGCCAGGCAAUGAACAUUUUGACUUCAGUGUUGCUUCUGUAUGCAAAAGAAGAAGAAGCUUUUUGGCUUCUGGUUGCUGUAUGUGAACGAAUGUUGCCUGAUUAUUUUAAUCGUCGAAUCAUUGGUGCCUUGGUGGAUCAGGCAGUCUUUGAAGAACUUAUCAGGGAUCACCUUCCUCAGUUGACAGAACACAUGACAGAUAUGACAUUCUUUUCCUCAGUUUCUCUCUCCUGGUUCCUCACACUUUUUAUUAGUGUGCUGCCUAUUGAAAGUGCAGUGAAUGUGGUAGACUGUUUCUUCUAUGAUGGAAUAAGGGCUAUCUUACAACUCGGAUUGGCAAUACUUGACUAUAAUUUAGAAAAGCUGCUGACAUGUAAAGAUGAUGCUGAAGCUGUGACAGCUUUAAACAGGUUCUUUGACAAUGUCACUAAUAAGGAUAGCCCAUUGCCUUCAAAUGUUCAGCAGGGUUCAAAUGAGAGUGAUGUAAAAAACAGUCAUAUUAAAGUGGAUAUUACAGAUUUGAUUCGAGAGUCCAAUGAGAAAUAUGGUAAUAUUCGCUAUGAAGAUAUACACAGCCUGCGCUGUAGAAAUAGAUUGUAUGUGAUACAGACCCUGGAGGAAACAACAAAGCAGAAUGUGCUACGUGUUGUAUCACAAGAUGUGAAAUUGAACCUUCAUGAAUUAGACGAACUUUAUGUGAUCUUUAAGAAAGAGCUGUUUCUGUCUUGUUAUUGGUGUUUGGGUUGUCCGGUAUUAAAGCAUCAUGACCCCAGCCUGCCAUAUUUGGAACAAUAUCAGAUUGACUGCCAGCAGUUCAGAGGGUUGUAUCAUUUGUUGAGUCCCUGGGCUCAUUCGGCAAACAAAGACUCACUGGCUUUAUGGACAUUCAGAUUAUUGGAUGAAAAUUCUGAUUGCCUCAUAAACUUCAAAGAAUUCUCUUCUGCAAUUGACAUAAUGUACAAUGGAAGUUUUACUGAGAAGCUUAAAUUGCUUUUUAAGCUGCAUAUUCCUCCAGCUUAUACUGAAGUGACAUCUAAGGACUCUUCAAAAGGAGAUGAACUUUCUACAGAAGAAAUACUUUAUUUCAGUCAGCUCCAUGUGUCCAAGACUGCAAAUGAGAAAGAAUCAAAUUCAGGAACACACAGCCCUGAAAAAGGCAAAGGAAAAAUUGACAUUCAAGCAUACCUAAGUCAGUGGCAAGAUGAGCUGCUCAAAAAAGAAGAAAAUAUUAAAGAUUUGCCAAGAAUGAAUCAGUCACAAUUUAUUCAGUUUUCAAAGACCCUCUAUAAUUUAUUUCAUGAGGACCCUGAAGAAGAAGCUUUGUAUCAAGCCAUUGCUGUUGUAACAAGCCUUUUGCUCAAGAUGGAAGAAGUUGGAAGGAAACUACAUAGCCCUACAUCAUCAGCCAAAGCAAUCUCUGGUACAGUCUGUGCUGCUGGAGGACCCAGUGAAAGGAAAACAGACAGCCACUUGGACAAAGAUCCUUCCUCUCUUAGGGAGGAAGCUCAGUGGUCAUUUGCAUUUGAACAGAUUCUUGCCUCUCUGUUGAAUGAACCAGCCUUGGUGAGGUUUUUUGAAAAACCUAUAGAUUUAAAAGCCAAGCUGGAAAAUGCAAAAACCUCUCAGUUGAGAUCUAGAACCAAAGUGUAAAUUUCUUAAAAGGAAUUGACAUCAAAGACAGGUUUACUGAGGAGAUUUCUAUACCUAUUACCUUUAUUCCUGAGAGUAGGCCUCAGGAAUUUAUCUUGCUAAUAGUGUGCUGAAAGAAAAAAAGGAGUAAGAUAUUCAAAAGCAUAAUUAUUCAUUCAUUUGUGGUGAUCUCAAAUUAUGAUAUUCUCAAGUACAAUUACAGUCAAACCUUGGACUGUGAGUAACUUGAUCUUCAAGUAUUCUAUACGCCAAGCAAACAUUUCUAAGACGUUUUAACUUGAUAAAUAAACAGUGUCUUACAGUAAGAGUAAUAUAUCACACCGAGCAUCACAUAAUCACAACUGGUUCUUCUCGUGUUGCUUUGGCAUACAAGUGCUUUGGAUUACAAAUGAAAUGAACACAAACCAAGGUUUUUCUAUACUGUAUAUUUCAGAAGAUAUACAGUAAGUAUCAAGGGAGGAUAUUCCAUAGAACCACCAGAGGGUGCCACCAUUCCAUUUUUAGUAAGCAAAUUACCAGGUUGAACUAUACACACAAAUGAUUUUGAAAUGUGUUUGUUUAUUAGUGAUGCUCAACUGUCAUAUCGAUAGACCUUGUUUUCCACAUUGCCUCAGUCUUACUAGAAUGCUUUAGAAAACUAGGUUGUUAGUGUCGGGGAUAAGGCUCAGUGACCCAGUACCUGCAUGGCAAGAACAAGGUUCUGAGUUUGAUUCCUGGUACCACAGGAAGAAAAAAAAAAGAUUCUUAGAUCUCUACCCUUACCGUGGAGAUUACCAUUCAGGACCCUUAUUUUUAGGUUAUCUAACUGAAAUAUUAUUAAAAUUUUAACUUUAAUUUUGUUCAGUCUACUAAUAGACGAUUUUUUAGUAACUUGAGCAUUCUUUCCAUGUGAAGAGUUUAGAAGCUGUCGAUCCAUGCUGCUAUCUCUUUUACUGCUCAGAAAAAAAUCAAGGAAACUAAACACUAGACUGACAGAAAGGGAAGAGAUAUUGGACUUGAAUUUAAACUGGAUAAGGCUAACCUUUUGGAAGGGAUUAAGAAAUAGUUCAGUUAAGUAUAUAGAUUUCUCAUUAGACUGAGAAAUUACUCUUCAGAGCACUAUUGUUUGUUGUAUUUGUCACAGUGUGUUGCAAGUUGUCUCAAUAGUUUUAGAUUUUGUGUUUUCUCAGUCAUUUUAAUUUACAUUAAAUAAUAAGCAUAAAUAGUUACAAUUAAACUGAGUUGUUGUAUUAGUCUGGCAGGCAUAUAAAGUAUACUACAUGUGAUGCUUGCCAAUGUAAUGUGUAUAAUUGCCAGCAUCUAUCUAAAAAUUUUUUGACUGAUUUAGAUAUGUAAUUUUAUGUACACUAUGCUGCUUACAUUUCAGUCACACCAUGACAGUCCAUUAUUGACAUAGUGGACUUUGUUGGCACUUUAAAAAAAAUGAAACCAGUAAAAAUAAGAAAACAAGUUAACUAUAUAUAUCCACUCUUCUGUCCUAUUUCUGACAAGAGCAGUUUUAUAAUUGAAUUAGGAAAUGGGGCAGAAAUCAUCCUAUGGAAUUUCUUUCUUCAUAGAAGAUUUUGGUUAUAAGUUCUUUGACUUUUCUAGAUGUAAAACAGUGAAAGGGCAGACCUCCUCAGGAACAUGAAAAGUCAUCUUUUCUGAGCAGGAGUUAGGACAGCAAGCCUUAGGCAAGAAUAUUCUGUGAACAAAACCUAACCAAAGAUGCAUGUAACCAUUCAAUCUUACCUUCAGAGAAGUUAAAAAAUUUUCAUAUUAAGCCUUUGUAAAUUCAUAAGUUGGGUUUGGUGAAACCCUUUACUAGUAGUGUCUUUAUGAUAAUUUGAUCACUUCGCCUUUUCAAGGAAAUUACCACUUGAGAUGGUUGGUAAGUAUCCAUGCCUUUAGUUGGAAAUGAUUUGUUGGAAAUACAUCCGGAUUAUAAAGACUUUGUUAAUAGUUUGUAUUAAAGCUAUCAAAUUUGCUAUUAGCAAUGAUUGUUAAAUUAUGCUACAGUAGUUCUAGAAAGAUAUAAAGUCAAUGUACAGAAAGACAUUAUUGUAUACACUUUGUUGAGUAUUUUGUCCAUUGGAUUUACAAAGAAUACUUUUUAAGAGCAUAUAUUAUUAAUAUUUGACAUUAUUUAAAGUAAAGAUGGUGAAUAUUUACUUAGUAUUUAUUUUAACAUAGAUUAAAUAAGAUUAAGUACUUAAAAAGAUUUUGGAGCUGCAGAAAAUUAUAAAACCAAGUUAAAAAGAAAAAUUUAUUUUCUGAGUCUGUAGGAGACAAGUUGAAUAUAGUUUUAUAGCUGCUGCCUUCUUACGCAAAUGAACUGUUCUAAAUGUCAAAAAUCUUAUGUAAUUGUGUCAUACUGAACCAGUGCAUUAUACCUUAUGUUAAAUGUAAUAAAGUGAAUUUACUUCUCUUUAUAAGAAUAAAUAUCACAAAUCUCUUA
This is a messenger RNA of Octodon degus (degu), 5973 nucleotides long. It is a transcript of the gene Tbc1d8b, whose product is annotated as TBC1 domain family member 8B. The transcript has 21 exons. NCBI's taxonomy places the organism in Eukaryota, Metazoa, Chordata, Mammalia, Rodentia, Octodontidae. The record is from RefSeq and is a predicted model, not a curated record. The coding region runs from base 177 to 3536 and encodes 1119 amino acids. Gene Ontology annotation, molecular function: calcium ion binding.